Fonticula alba is the source of this 1429-nucleotide messenger RNA. RefSeq lists its product as hypothetical. The transcript has 3 exons. Gene Ontology annotation, biological process: mRNA splicing, via spliceosome. The record is from RefSeq and is a predicted model, not a curated record. The coding region runs from base 12 to 1367 and encodes 451 amino acids. Lineage: Eukaryota; Rotosphaerida; Fonticulaceae. Gene Ontology annotation, cellular component: spliceosomal complex. Gene Ontology annotation, molecular function: nucleic acid binding.
CACACACACGUAUGUUCUCCGCACUCAGCUUCGCGUCGGUGGAUCCGGCCGCGCCGAAGGCGGAGGCGCCGGCUGGCAGCCAGCAGCCCUCGGCCGGCGGCGCCGUUAACCAGCAGCCCCAUGGCGGCGGUGCCAGCAGCCCUGGCAAUCCCCCGGCGGAGGGCGCCUUUUCCGGGUUUUCCUUUGCCCUGGGCCCCGGGCCGUCGGGCCCCGGGGGCGGGAUGGCCCCUCCGCGCCGGGCACGCGCCGCCCUUGCCGGCGAUGAUUCCGACGAGUCGGGCGACGAGGCCGACGAGGGCGGCCGGCGGCGGCCCAAUCGCCGAGACCCCACGAAGGACCUCGGCCGGGCGCAGACCAUCUCGGCCUUCAGCUCCGGGCGCGGCGUGUCGCAGGAUGGCAGCCUCCUCACGGAUGCCGACGCCCCGCUGGUCAUUUCGCUCCCCCCGCCGCGGCCCGGCGGCAUCGAGCAGAUGAUGCGCGAUGCCCUGGCCCGCGGCCCGGACGUCAAGGCCACCCGAGCCGAGGCCCUCUCCGAGAAGGAGGCCCUCGACCGAGACCUGUCCCUGCUGCCAGAGCCCGCCUCCAUGCGCACGUACGACGAGGUGCCGGUGGAGGAGUUUGGCGCGGCGCUCCUACGCGGCAUGGGCUGGACCGGUGGUGCGGCUAUCGGUCGGAAAAACUACAGCACCCUGGCCCAGCCACCGCAGCCGGCCGAGGCAAAGCCCCGGCCCUCGCGGCUCGGCCUCGGGGCCUCGCAUGCCCUUGGCAAGGAUGAGGAAGGCCGCCUGUUGCAGGCAUCCCGGAGUGCAACAUCAACCGGGACUUCCUCCGCCACAUCCACCUCGGGCGCCGGCAGCAGUCCCGAGCGCCGCGCCCGGCAUGGAGACGAGGAUCGUGGACGUGAUCGCGAUCGGAGCCAAGGUCGAGAGCAUGAGCACCAUCGCAAUCGCGACCAAGAUUCCCACCGCGCCCAUGACCGUGGCCAGGAUCCUCGUCGAGACCAUGGCCGGGACCGUCAUGAACGCAGCCGUGACCGCGACCGCAGCCGUGACCGCGACCGCAGCCGUGACCGCAGUCACGACCGAGAUCACGAUCGGGAUCAUGGCCGCAGUCGGGAUUACAAUCGCGACCGGAAUUCAAGCCGUGAUCGAGACCAUGCUCGUGGCCGGGACUACGAUCGCGGUCGGGAGUAUGAUCGCGGUCGGGACUACGAUCGCGGCCGGGAGCAUGAUCGUGGCCGGGAUCGCGACAGGGAGCAACGCGAUUCGGACCGCCGGCGACACGACCGUAGUCGUAGCCCCGGGGACCGACACCGCCGCCGGCCCUCUCCCGCCGGUCGGGGAGACCGCCGCGGUCGCCACGGAUGACCGGUGCCCUUUGAGACCAACCAAAAAUAGACCCCUCCCCUCGGGAGAAACAAGACAAAAAG